AUGGCGCCCGCAAAGCCAGUCCUGCCUCCCCUGAAAACCCCAAAGAAUUCUACAUUCCCCUCGGAGAUUCACGAUGGUGGCCCAGGAGCUGGCCCCCAUUCAGCCAACAUGCUGAAAAGUCCAGAGGGCCAGUCCACUCCCAUCACCCCGCCGGUAGCCUACACGGAGUUCCUCAAGGCUCUCACCCCGGUCUUCUCCCCACUGAGCGCAGGCGCCAGCUUCCCUAGUCUCCAGAUCGAGAGGACCAGAGAUGGCAACAGCAGCAACGCUACUACCUGGUCGGCAUCGCAGCCAAGCAGCGCGGUCAGCGGAUCAUUCUCGCUCGGCUCGGGGUCCUUGAGAUCCGUCACGUCUCCCCUGCCCCCUCCAACCCCAUGCACUGCUCCUCUUCCUGCUGGCGCCGGCAAUGACAAGAGCCGUGGCCGCGGUUUGCGGCAUCUACGCAUCCCGCCCUCCCUGAAGUUGAGUCCCACAGCAGUAGACUCUCCCAGAAGUGCAACGAGUAUUCGGUCCCCGUUUUCGCCAUCGACUUGGAAACUGCGGUAUUCGGACAGUCCGUGGAGCGCUGGACCAACACCUGUGAGUGUGCGACAGGUCAUUACGCGGACGGUUACCUUUAAACGUACCCAGCUUGAGGCGCCUCCGAAGGGGAAGCGGAGGAAAUGUCCGAAAAGAGAGGAUUCAGAGGAUCCUUCGAAGGAGAAUAUUCCCAAGUCUUAG
Messenger RNA from Monascus purpureus, 720 nucleotides. NCBI's taxonomy places the organism in Eukaryota, Fungi, Ascomycota, Eurotiomycetes, Eurotiales, Aspergillaceae. The record is from the annotation of a GenBank genome assembly.